GGUGGUGUGGGGGGUGCCGCUGCUGCUCCUCGCGCUCGCAGUUGGAAGGCGAAGCGCGGCUGGCAGUGCCCUCGCCAACUCUCCCCUCGUCACUUAACUGCUGCUGCCUCCUCCUGCACCCUGCACCAACUAAAGUCGCCCACUCUCCAUCCUCACCCAUCCUCCUCGUCUCGUCCGACCGUCACCUCGUCUCGUCCGACCGUCACCUCGUCUCGUCCAUCCGUCACCUCGUGGACUCGUCCGACCGUCACCUCGUCGUCUCGUCCAACCGUCACCUCGUCUCGUCCGACCGUCACCUCGUGGACUCGUCCGACCGUCACCUCGUCGUCUCGUCCAACCGUCACCUCGUGGACUCGUCCGACCGUCACCUCGUGGACUCGACCCACGGACGGUCGGUUCGGAUGUCACAGAUACCCCACAGGACUACGGGAGGUGCCACGGCCAUGUGAACAUAUGAGCACCAUUCACCUGAUCAUACGAUGAGAACGAGAAUCUGGACGUGAGCGUUGUUGGGACCGUGUUCGCUGGCACAGUGUGAGAAGCUUUCGCGCGGAAGACGAUGGUGGCGCACCACUCCCUUGUGCAUUAGCGUUUGCAGCCUUCCCAUAGCGAUGAUGGCCGGUGGCAUGAUGGCAUUCCCAGCGGUGUUUUUCCUGCUCGCGCUCGUCCUCCUGGCGAGCUUGGCGGGAGGUCAGACGAGCGUGCCGUCCACUACGCUGGACUUUGGGCAAGUUCCUAUGGCCACGUACGUGACCGACACAAAUUAUGACGCCGGCGCCAUCGGAACGCUCUUCUUGAUGGUGCACAAGUUUCUGGACCUCGUUCAGCCGAAUGCAUUUCCUCACGAGCUACUCGCCAAAGCAAUGAAGCAAGGUUUUGGAGUCGUGAACAAGGACUAUCACCAGAUCAUCUACUAUGAGCUCGGCUUCAUCGUGUGCGCGGCAUUGGGCGUCGUCUUCCUGCUGCUGCUCCCGCUGGUGGGCUGCUGCCUGUGCAUGUGCCGCUGCUGCGGGAACUGCGGCGGAGAGAUGCACCAGAGGCAGCGGAAGAACGCCGACUGCAAGCGCAGCUGCUUCGGUGCCACGCUCUUCCUCGUCACGCUCGUCAUCGCGGCAGGCAUUGUGUGUGCCUACGUGGCCAACCACAACGUGACCAACACCAUCCGGCAGUCGGAGACCCUGCUGUCGAGCAACUUCAAGGACGUCCGGACCCUGCUCAACACUACACCCGGCCAAAUCGACUACAUCGUUGAAAAGUACAACAUCACGAAGGACAGGGCGGUUUCCGACCUCGACCAGGUGGGACCAUUGCUGGGCCAGAGGAUCCAGAGCCGGCUGGGCACGAAGGUUUAUCCCGCACUGCAGGCUGCCCUACAGAUGGCCAACGUGAUGUCGGCGACGCGCCAGGCACUGCUGGACGUCAACACGUCGCUCUCGGUGCUACGCGACGGCACGGAGAAGCUGCAGAGGAACUUGACGACCGUGCGCAACAGCCUUAACGCGACCCUCAAUGACCCAAUGUGCCAGAGGGCACAGCAGUGCGCCGCCAUGUCGGGGCAGCUCGUCGUGCUGGAUAUCCACGCCGACUUCAGCUUGCUGCAGGACGUGUCCCGGGAAUUGGGGCAGGUGAACAGACUGCUAGACACCAACAUUACAGCGAUGGUUGACAAGGGUUACGCAACUUUUAAUGACACGCCUGAAAUCAUUACACAGCAAACGAGGAACAUUGCUGCAGGCGUGAAGGAUCUACUCGACAACGUGGGCGCCAGCAUAAAGACGACGGCGAAGCAGCUGCCCAUUCAGCUCAUAGUGAACAACGGCACCCAGUACCUGGAGAUGGGCCAGGCGCUGGUGCACAAGCACCUGCCCAUGGUUGACCAGUACGACUUCUACAGGUGGCUCGUGUGCAUCGUCCUCUGCUCGCUCGCGGGCCUCGUGGUGCUCUUCAACCUGCUGGGCCUGAUGUGCGGGGCGUGUGGCUACGACAAGCACGCGACGCCCACCACGCGCGGCUGCAUUUCCAACACCGGCGGAAACUUCCUGAUGGCUGGCGUAGCCUUCAGCUUCAUCUUCUCGUGGCUGCUGAUGCUGGUGGUGACGUUCACGUUCGUCCUGGGCGGGAACGUGGAAAAGCUUUUCUGCCAGGCCUUGGCUGACAAGAACCUCUUUAAGUUCUUCGAUACGCCCAAUCUGUUCAAGCCGAAGCAUCUCUUGCCAGGAGUUCUCUUCAACAAGCCAGACCUGAACAUGACGAUUGAAGGCGUAUACAGUGAUUGCAAAAUGAACAAAGGGAUUUAUUCUGCGUUUCAACUCUCAAAUCUAUUCAACUUGGACAGCCUCCUGAACAUGACUCAGUAUACGAAUGACAUCACAAGCAAAUUUGACCCCAUCAAUGCGAACCUGUCGGACAUGAAGCUGCUGGAACCCAGUGUCAAGCAGAGCCUGUUGGACUUUGCCACGACAGGAAUCGACAAAAUCGACUUCAGCGCAUUCACUGCAGAGCUCAACAAAGGCAUUACCAAGGUUGAUCUGCUUCUAUUUGCCGAUGAACUCAGUGAAAAAGCUAACAACCUGAGCGGGGCACUGGCUAACGCGCUGCGGGGACAUGCGGCGAGCAUCCGCUGGAUUCACUAUAACCAAGUGGUGCUUCUCAACAGCAGCAUGAAAUAUACUGGAGCAAGGAGUACUUUGAACAAGAGUUUGAACUCUCUUCAGAGGACAUCCCUUGCUCUGCAGAGUGAGAUUACCGAAGUCAUUGACAAAUUGGACACUGCCCAGAGUCUCAUCAAUAACAAUGCCUCACAGGUUAUCAUUGGGGAAACGAAGACCUACAUGAAGACUAUAAUAGGAUACUUUGAGAGUUACGUUACUUGGACAAAGUUUUCCAUUUCCAACAAGGUGGCCACCUGCAAACCGGUCUCGAAUCUGGUCGACUCUGUGGACAUCAUUGCGUGCAGCUACGUGAUGGACUCGCUGAACGCGUUUUGGUUUGGCCUCGGUUGGGCGACUGUGUUUUUAAUUCCGAGCAUCAUUUUUGCCGUGAAGCUGGCAAAAUACUACCGGCGCAUGGACACCGAGGACGUGUAUGAUGAUUCAUCAGUCUCGGGGAUCUGGCAUUUUACCUUCUGAUAACCAUUCCUACUUUUUAAGUCGUGUUAUUUUUUGGUUUGUUCCACUUUGGAAUAUUUGCCUCUUCUUUUCUUUUGUAAAAUUCUGCAUGCCUUUCUCAUCGCAACUGCACACUUUUGUUUGUUAGCAAAUGUAAAAUUGUUGUGAGCCUCUUUUCUCAGUUUAUCAUCCACGCUAAUAACGCCACUCUACUUCUCUUCCAUUCAGUAUGCGAUGUGAUAAUACACAUGCAGCGCAUAGAAGUUCACAUUGUUUACGGUUUAGCUUUUGGAGUUUUACCACAUUACGAAUUUAAAUGCUGUCGGGUUUUUUUUCUAUGAAUACUCAGGCCAUUUUCUAGUGAAAUGAAUCUACAAGUAUUUAAUUAAUACGAGAUACUGCAUUUGUUUCUUAUGUAAUACAGAGACUAUUGAGCUGUGUUAAGUGGUUUAAGUGGUGCUAUAGUGAAGCACUCGACUCACUAUGAGAAGGGUGCAAUGAGUUCUAAUGUCAGUUGGGGGGUCGACUCAGCCUACCGUCCCCUCCAGGGUUGAGACAUUGACGUGGCAGUUUCGUAGUAAGUUAAGAGUGUUCAUCACAUGGCCCGUUUCUCGUCGUUUGAAUGUGGAAUUUCCAUUUCUGGCUCAACAGGAGCCAGUAGAGAUGAGUGGCAGUCCCAUUAUUAUAAUUGGUACUAAUAUGGGGGGAUUAUAACAAAGUAAUGUUGGAUUCUAUAAGAGUCCCAUGUGAUGGGGAAUAAAUACCCUUGCAACAAAUUAAUUAAUGUCAUUGGUUUUUAUGUUCUUGUUUAUUUUUUCAGUGGUAUAGACUGAACAAUGCACAUUCUCACAGUGUUAAAAGAUAAAAAGUAAUCAUUAAUUGCCUUAUUUU
This is a messenger RNA of Petromyzon marinus (sea lamprey), 3998 nucleotides long. It is a transcript of the gene PROM1, whose product is annotated as prominin 1. Gene Ontology annotation, cellular component: cell surface; microvillus; apical plasma membrane. NCBI's taxonomy places the organism in Eukaryota, Metazoa, Chordata, Hyperoartia, Petromyzontiformes, Petromyzontidae. Gene Ontology annotation, molecular function: cholesterol binding. The record is from RefSeq and is a predicted model, not a curated record.